Sus scrofa (pig) is the source of this 8078-nucleotide messenger RNA. RefSeq names its product FAM20A golgi associated secretory pathway pseudokinase (gene FAM20A). NCBI's taxonomy places the organism in Eukaryota, Metazoa, Chordata, Mammalia, Artiodactyla, Suidae. Gene Ontology annotation, biological process: enamel mineralization. The record is from RefSeq and is a predicted model, not a curated record. Gene Ontology annotation, cellular component: Golgi apparatus. Gene Ontology annotation, molecular function: protein serine/threonine kinase activator activity.
GAAAUCAGAGGUAUCACACUCACACACACCCUUGGAGUCUCCCAAGGUGUCUGGCCUGAACCCUGAGCGGGGCCAGCGGGAGGCCUGGGGCGAGGGGGGAAGGGCGCGAGCAGCGGGUUGGGCGACAAGGUGGAAGGGCAGAGCCGGAAGAGGGAUCGGAGUUGGCAGGCCGGCCGCGCCAGAGGCAGGUGCCAGCGGAGAGUGGGCGGAGGUGCGGGCGCCCGGCCGGGCGGGGGAGGCCCGGCGUCACCCCUGCCUCUAGGAGUCGGGCGCGCACGCCAGCUCGCCUCGAGGAGCCGGGGGCACGGGCGUCCCCGCCGCCCGCAGGAGGAGCCGCGGGAACAGUCGCCGCAGCCGCGGAGCCACAGCAUCCUCCAAAGAGACGCCCCAGGCUCCGCAGCAGCUCUGCUCCUCCAGGAGGCGAGCGCCGCCGCCCGCUCCCGGCGCUCCGGCCGCCUGUCCCCUCGCCCUGCCGCCCGCGGGGUGCAGCCGGCAUCCGCGCCCGCGAUCCUCCACCUGCCGCGGGCUCCGGGGCAAUCCACCGCUGGGGAGAGAAGGUGCGAGAAACAGCGGCCGGGGAGACACCGUCCCCGGGUGGCCACUCCGCGCGGAAAAGGGACGCCCGCGCGCUCUGCGCGGGGUCCCCAAGUUCAAGGGCGACACCCCUCUCCGGGAGGCUCCCCCGCCCGGGGAAACCGCGGCCGGCCCGCGGGACCCCAGCGCCUCCCGGGUCCUCGGAGACUCCCGCGCGCCCCGGCGGGGCCAUGCCCGGACUGCGCCGGGACCGCCUGCUGACCCUGCUGCUGCUGGGCGCGCUGCUCUCCGCCGACCUCUACUUCCACCUCUGGCCCCAGGUGCAGCGCCAGCUGCGGCCCAGGGAGCGCCCGCCCGGCUGCCCGUGCGCCGGCCGCGCCGCCUCCCCGGCCCCGGCCCCCGCCGCGGCCCCCUCGGCCCCCCGCCCCGCGGCGCACAACUUUUCCCGGGCCCGGCCCCGGACUGAGCAGGACCGCGGCGGCCGCAGCGUCCCCCGCUCCAAGCUGCGGGCCCUCUUCGCCCACCCGCUGUACAACGUGCCCGAGGAGCCGCCGCUCCUCGGCCCCGAGGACUCGCUCCUGGCCAGCCAGGAGGCGCUGCGGUAUUACCGGAGGAAGGUGGCCCGCUGGAACAGACGACACAAGAUAUAUAAAGAGCAGCUGAACCUCACUUCCCUGGACCCCCCAGUGCAGUUCCGACUGGAGGCCAGCUGGGUCCAGUUCCACCUGGGAAUCAACCGCCAUGGACUCUACUCCCGGUCCAGUCCCGUCGUCAGCAAACUUCUCCACGACAUGAGGCACUUUCCCACCAUCAGUGCUGAUUACAGUCAGGACGAGAAAGCCUUGCUUGGAGCCUGUGACUGCACCCAGAUCGUGAAACCCAGUGGGGUCCACCUCAAACUGGUCCUGAGGUUCUCGGACUUCGGGAAGGCCAUGUUCAAACCCAUGAGACAGCAGCGGGAUGAAGAGACACCCGAGGACUUCUUCUAUUUCAUCGACUUUCAGAGACACAACGCUGAGAUUGCAGCUUUCCACCUGGACAGGAUUCUGGACUUCCGACGGGUGCCACCAACAGUGGGGAGACUAGUUAAUGUCACCAAGGAAAUCCUAGAGGUCACCAAGAAUGAAAUCCUGCAGAGUGUCUUCUUUGUCUCUCCAGCCAGCAAUGUCUGCUUCUUUGCCAAGUGCCCGUACAUGUGCAAGACGGAGUACGCGGUCUGCGGCAACCCGCACCUGCUGGAGGGCUCCCUCUCCGCCUUCCUGCCGUCUCUCAACCUGGCCCCCCGGCUGUCUGUGCCCAACCCCUGGAUCCGCUCCUACUCGCUGGCAGGAAAAGAGGAGUGGGAGGUCAAUCCGCUUUACUGCGACACAGUGAAGCAGGUCUACCCGCACAACAGCAGCAACCGGCUCCUCAACAUCAUCGACAUGGCCAUCUUCGACUUCCUGACAGGCAACAUGGACCGGCACCACUACGAGAUGUUCACCAAAUUUGGGGAUGAUGGGUUCCUUAUUCACCUCGACAACGCCAGAGGGUUCGGGCGACACUCCCAGGACGAAAUCUCCAUCCUCUCACCGCUCUCCCAGUGCUGCCGCAUAAAAAGGAAGACACUUCUGCACCUGCAGCUGCUGGCCCAGGCCGACUACAGACUCAGCGACGUGAUGCGGGAGUCGCUGCUGGAGGACCAGCUCACCCCCGUGCUCACAGAGCCCCACCUCCUGGCCCUGGAUCGCAGGCUCCAGACCAUCCUCAGGACAGUGGAGCGGUGCGUAGAGGCCCACGGAGAGCAGAGCGUCGUAGCCGGCGGCCCCGAGGAACAGCCAGCCCCGGACUCUGGCCGGGCCAACUUGGCAAGCUAGGGGCUGGACGAGUCGGACUUCAGACACUACACCUGGAGCCCGCGGGGGACUCUUGAGGGUGGGCCACUGCUUCCUCAUGGCCCCCAUGCAGGCUGGGGGUCCUAGGGCAGGAGCUCAUGAAGCAGACAGGGCACUGGGAUGAUUCUAAAAGAACAAAAGUGGGAUCCACUGGACUUUCCUCCUCGGUGCACUGCCUUGGCUUCCUCUUUCCCAGGAAGCUCUGCCUCAUCGAGGCCACGGACCACCGGCAGAGCCCACUGGGAAAUCUGGAUACGGGUCCAGCCAGGCAGCCUAGUUCCCAGGAGAGAACAUUAACUGUAACAAAUAAAACUAAAGGACAUCAGAUGGACACCUCCAGAUCUUUAUUCCAUUUACAAGAACAAAUUCCCAUCCAGAUAAAACAUCUGGCAUCAACACACACACACACACACACACCCACUCCUAACUGGUAACUUCUAAACUGGUUCAAAGUAGACUUCACACUUUCUAUUCAUAUUCCAAUCAUGGUGCCCCAAUCUGAAUACAAUAAUCCCGACUGACUAGCCAGUCUUAAAGUGAUUUCUCAGAAACAUUACGAGAGAUAAAAAUAACAUAGGGAUUUGCUCAGAAAAUCAAAAAAGGGAUGUUUCAGUCUGAAGAGUAAACAUCAACUGAAAGAACAUCAAGUACGUCAGAAUUAGCAUCCAGGAAAAACAAGGGUGGUCUUGAAGGGGGGGCUGCCUAAGAAUGGGUCCAGCGGGUGCACUAAGCCUGGACCAAGGCAGGAGAAAAGCCAGGGCUGACCACAGCCCACCAACCACAAUCCCCUUUCCCAUAAGACCCAGGAAUUGUCCCCCACUUGUCCCCAAGAGAAGCAGGGGCUAUCUGGAGAAGUCUGACAUGCUAGCUGCCCCUCACCUCAGCUGCUGAUUCAAAAAGGACUAAAUCAAGUUUAUUCCACAAGACUCCCUAGAAAGCGGGUCUCUCAGGGAUUUCCUGUCUUAAUGGCCUGCUCCCUGCUGACCUGCUAAUGUGUGAACAGGAGGCUUUGUUUCUCAUUCCAUAAUCCAUGUUUGUCUGAAAACACACAUAAUAGGAAGGCAUUCACAUUAAUCAACAAGUAAAAAUGGCUAAUUUCACCAGAUCGAUGUUUUUAAUAAAGGCCAGAGGCUCAAAUACUAGUAUAAGUGGGGUUGGAAGAAGCUGUCACUAAUGUGGUUAUCAGGUCAAGAACUAGAGAGGUCACCCAAGACGUCUGCAACGUGCCCAGAGAGAGCCCAAAGGGACAUAUUAUAAAAAUACUUCUGACCCCCUCCCAUCAGUCCAUUGCCCGGAACCUGUGUCUAUGAGGGUAACAUCGCUACCACUCAUGGAGCUCUUACACAUGUGAAAAUCCACACACAGGUGUCUGGUCCUCCCGGGCAUACAGACACAAUCUCCUACCUCCAAUGUACCUCCAAGAAAACUAAGGCUAAAAUCACACCCACUUAAUGAUUCCAAACUAUUCCGAGGCAUUUUUUCCCCUGUAACACAAAAACCCAACACUACCUCUCUUAACCUUUUAUGAAGUUGUAUUUGUUUGCUUUAAAAAAAAAAAAAAAAAAAAGGAGUUCCUGUUGUGGCGCAGUGGUUAACGAAUCCGACUAGGAACCAUGAGGUUGUGGGUUCGGUCCCUGCCCUUGCUCAGUGGGUUCACGAUCCGGCGUUGCCGUGAGCUGUGGUGUAGGUUGCAGAUGCGGCUCGGAUCCCGCGUUGCUGUGGCUCUGGCGUAGGCCGGUGGCUACAGCUCCGAUUCGACCCCUAGCCUGGGAACCUCCAUAUGCCGAGGGAGCAGCCCAAGAAAUAGCGACAACAACAACAAAGACAAAAAGACCAAAAAAAAAAAAAAACUUAGAAGAAACUUAAUCUCAGAGACUUGCAUUACUGCAUUACUGAGGUGUCCUCCCUGCAGCUCAGGGUUUCCCGCUUCAUAAACUGUUUCCCCCCUUCAAGCCAAUAUUUAUUUCCCUUUGGAGGGAGGACCAGGUAAUUACACAGAGAGAAACAAGAAAGAUGUCGGCAGAGGUGUUCAAAGAACAGCACAAAAUGGUGUGAAAUUCCAAACUGCAGAGCCUCUGGAAGGUAAGUCCAGCUCCAUCUCAAACCCAGCCUCUUGUGUGACAACACAGUCUGUUGUUUCUGCUGCUUUCAAAUGGCUGAUAAUAAAAACGUUGGCAUCCUUUUCAAACUGAGAGUAACAGGAUGGACCUGGACCACAGUAUGUCCGGUUCUGAGAUUCCUUAGUAUUCACCCAUCUUACACAUUCCAUUAUUUUUCACUAAUACCAAAAUUAAGAAUCUACCAUUUGUCAAAAAUUUCAUAAAACAAGACUCCAGUCUUAGAACUCUCCAGCGCUUCCAACAUAUUCAUUUUGGACCUUUAUUCAACUUUCCAUGGCAUAAAAGACUGUCUCCAUGUGAAAACUUUUCACGUUUUCCUGUCAGUACUGCCGAGAGCAAACUCAGAAGGAAAGGAAAUGGGACAGAACUGGAACUGCUGGAGAAGGGGGUUGGGAGGAAUCCAUUUAGCCUUCCCCAGAGUCAGGAAGACAAACGGAGUUGGAAGACUAUACAAAGUAUGGUUGACUGUCUUAUCUGUGGUAGUUUUAUAGUCCGUUAAAUCAGCAAAGAUAGUGAAGUAGCAGAGGCAGCCAUCUGCCCCUGGAAGAAAUACAGGAUUGAGGUUCUUGUGAGCCCUGGUUACAUAUUUUGUCAACCAACUAAUACAUAAGCUUGUUCUAUGUGUUACGGUGUGUUAAAGACGCCUUCUUUAACAUCUAUCACUGCUUCAUUAACCCUGGCCAAGGGCACUGUAACUCCAGCCUGAGAGAACCUAGUCGCCACACUUAUUUUCUCUAAAGACGCAUCACAGGUUUCCUGCCCUUAGGAACCCCUAGCCAGGACUUCAGCCCUCCACCUUGGGGGCCGCUGUAAAGAGAGAGAAAUCACCAACAGGAAGUACAAAAGCACAAAAAGGCGGCACUAGGCAGACCCCCCCUCCCCCGCCGCCACCCCCCAAAAAAGAGUAAUCUGAUCAUAGCACGAAAGCUGGAACUAGAAGGCAGGGUGUCGCUGUGUCUGACCUCAGUGGGGCACACACAUGUUGGGAGACUGUCUUUGCCACUCAGCUCAAGACCAGGAGUGACUCUGAAAACACUGCGAGUAUUGAUUUGGAGGUUAUAAAUAAAUUUUAGCACAUAGGCAAAUUUGCAAAAUUCGCGAAUACAGCAUCUGUGGAUAAUGAUGUCAACUUCAACUCAUUUUGAGGUUAACAAAGAUGGCAACAAAAGCUCUCCACCUAGUGGUGACUUUGAAAACCACAAAGCUACUUAGGCUAAAUUGGCAGAAAUUUCACAAAAUAAAAAAGUAUACUCAUUAGUGGUUCUGGUUUUAGGUAGUCAGGAUGAAGUCACAGCUCUGAACCUAUGUCAGUACACAAAUUUUCACUUUGUAUGUGCACAAUAAUACCGAUUUCUAUGUGAAAUUCCAUAGGGUCAGAAGGGAGAAAUUUAAGAUUCUUCCUUUCAUAUUCUCCUCUCUGCAAUCUUUACUGUUGACUACGAUGAUGGCCACUUUGGGGCCACAUUAAAAUAGUGGUCUAGACAUUGCUUCUCCAUGCUGUCUUAGCCCAUCUAGAAAUACACCAGGGCCUCACAAAAAUACAAAAAGCGUUCAGGGGAGUUCCCAUUGUGGCUCAGCGGAAACGAACCUGACUGGUAUCCAUGAGGACACACGUUCGAUCCCUCACCUCGCUCAGUGGGUGAAGGAUCUGGCGUUGCAUGAGCUGUGGUGUAGCGUAGCAGACAUAGCUCAGAUCGCACGCUGCCGUAGCUGUGAUGUUAAGCCAGCAGCUGCUGCUCUGAUUUGACCUCUAGCCUGGAAAGUCCAUAAGCUGUAGGUGUGGCCCUGAAAACAAAACUUAACAAAAAAGCGUUCAGCUAUUCAUUUGUGGUUAGAGCUAAAGCAGUAUUAAGAAAACGUACCACUUUGGAGUUCCUGUUGUGGCACAGCAGAAACGAAUGUGACUAGGAUCCAUGAGGUUGCAGGUUCAAUCCCUGGCCUCGCUCAGUGGGUUAAGGAGCCGGCAUUCCGUGAGCUGUGGUGUAAGUCGCAGAUGUGGCCUGGAUUUGGCGUGGCUGUGGCUGUGGCAUAGGCCAGCAACUAUAGCUCCAAUUUGACCCCUAGCCUGGGAACUUCCACACGCCAUGAGUGCGGCCCUAAAAAAAAGCAAAAAGAAAAAGACAAAGAUUAAAAAAAAAAAAAGAAAAAAAGGAUUUUGUGUGAGCCAGUAUUUUAGAGGGAAAAUUAAACUACGUGCAAAAUGUUCCGAGACCAGGAUUACUGUAUGUGGACAAAGCGCCUGUGUUACAACACAGAACAUCUUCAACGAUGUUCCAGACAAGACAACAUUAUCUCCACCUUCACUGAAGGACAUAAAAAAAUUACUUCAAAUACGUUAAUGAGUUCAAUUUAAUCACCCCAUGCCUCAGAAAUCUGAGGAUUGGAAAUGACUUAAUAUAUACACAUGAUAUAGAAGCGUACCUAAGUAUAUGAAUGUAUCUAUUACAUUUAAGUCAAAGAGUAUGCUGACCUAGAAGUGAUAUUUCCCCAUUAAGGCUGGGAAAGUUCCGAGGCCAGAGAACCAGUCUGGUUUCAAUAAAAAGGAAAUCUUUGGCUUUUGAUUUAAUCUUUUCUUUCCAUUGCUCGGCAAACACAUUUGCUACAUCUCAAUUGCCCUUUAAGGCUUUUUAGGUUCAUUCUUUGACAAACUGAAUUGGAAAACACUGAAAACAAACAUACUACUCUUUCAAAACACUGACCCCUAAUUCACUGUGAAUUUUCAUUCUUGCCCACCAGAUUAGGAGUUUCUGGGGGAGAGAGGAAGGAGAAGAAAGGAGAAAGGAAAGAAAAACUGAUUCGUUAAAGAAUUAAAUUAUUUAAUCUUUUUUAUUACUUGGCCUACCAUUAAGACAAUCUAUAACAAAAAGAAUAGAGUAUAUUAGCACACACAGUAUAAUCAGACUAGUAACCAGGAAACAAUACAAAAUGGUCCUUUGGCCAUCUAUACUUUCUAAAGCAGAUCUCAGAAAUUCAUUUACCAAGCCCAGAAAUAAUGACUUCUAAAGCCUUGACUAUCAACUGAGACAAAUGGUGCCAAUCCUGAUUUCUCACAUAUACUCAGAUUGCACAAAGAUAAAGCUUUAAAUGCGAUCACUUUUAAAUUUAGUCUUAAAUUUUCUUAGAUUAAAAACUACAAAAGGGAGUAAACAGCAAGCCAAAUGAUUUAAGGGCAAAAAUCAUUUAGAAAGCAUUACAUGUAUCUAAAUAUACAGGAACAUGAUUAUAUACAUAUAUGAAACUGUGCAAAUUUAUGGCAUUCUAAGUAAUUCAGUUAAGUACAGUUUUGGCAUUUAAACAAAGAUCAAAUCAAGCUUUAAGCUAAUAGGGACAUAAUUUUUAUUUUUAAUCUUUUAAAUAUAAAAAGGCAGCUAAACACAAAAUACAGAUCAGAAAAAUCCUCAUUUAAUAUAGAUUACUUUGAAAAAUAAAAAUUUUAUAAUAAGGUGGCUUUCUAUCCCACAUCAAAAUGGAAAUUAAACCUCUUUCUCUGAUUUAUACUUCAAACUUUGUAACAACCUAAAAACUGUUCCAAUCUAUGGAAAAAAAAAAA